Humulus lupulus (European hop) is the source of this 2428-nucleotide messenger RNA. RefSeq names its product SWI/SNF complex component SNF12 homolog. Bases 406 to 2112 code for a protein of 568 amino acids. Gene Ontology annotation, cellular component: nucleus; SWI/SNF complex. Gene Ontology annotation, biological process: regulation of transcription by RNA polymerase II. The record is from RefSeq and is a predicted model, not a curated record. The transcript has 3 exons. Lineage: Eukaryota; Viridiplantae; Streptophyta; Magnoliopsida; Rosales; Cannabaceae.
GUAACUGCAUAAAACAGCGGUGAGAGAGGGAAGCUAAUUUGGGUCCAUGGCCGAUCUUUAGACAGAGAAGAAGAAAUAGCAGGAAAAAAGAUUCAAACUUUGUUGGAGUUUUUAAUUCUCGGGCUUCAUAUAUUGCUAAUUUUGUGAUUUGGAGAACUGGGUUUGCAUCUAUAUAGGAAAAUUUUAAAUUGUUGUGGAAAUUUUUGUGAUGAAAGGAACUUUAACGUUUCACUAGAAUUGGAAUCUCUUUUGGUUCAAAUUGUGGACAAGUUUUAUAAGCAAGAGACCCAAGUUUAUAUUUUUGUUUUGGUUUGGAAAUUUUGAAGGGUUUGGGUGGCUUCAAAUAGGGGUUUGAGGAUUUUAGAGGAAUAAUAGAUUUUAACGAUAGUGAUGUUAGAUUGAACAAUGUCAAUGAAUAACAAUAGUCAGGCCAAGGGUGUGGUGGUACCUCCUCAUUUUGGAAAUUCAGGGAUGGUGCCUCAGUCUAUCGCUGUGAAUCAGCAGCCCCAUCUUCUGUCUCAGGCACAACAUCAAACACAAGGUGGGUCUCAUUUUCCGGGUCAUUUUCAGCUGUCUGAGCCUCAAGCCCAAGGACUUGUUCAGACUCAAUAUGUGAAUGUUCAAGCACAGGCUCAGGCUCAGGCUCAGGGACAGGGUCAGGGUCAGGGUCAGGGUCAGGGUCAUGCACAAGCACAAGUUCACGCUCUCGGUCAAGCUAAGCAAGCCCGAAUUCGAGCCGACUUGGAAGCUCAAGCUCAGGCCCUUGCCCAGUUGCACAAUUCCAUGAAUAAUAAUGCUGGUGUACCGUCGCCUUCUGUGGCAACGCCAGGUACUGGAAGUGCCAAGCGAGCUAAUCAAAAGCCACCUUCAAGACCCACAAAUUCAUCCAAUGCUAAUACAAGUUCUCCAUUUAAAACCAUGGAGCUGACCCCAGCUGCUCGUCGAAAAAAGCGAAAGCUACCUGAUAAACAAAUACCGGAUAAGGUAGCAGACCUUGUGCCCGAGUCUGCCCUUUAUACUCAGUUGCUUGAAUUCGAGGCUCGUGUGGAUGCUGCUUUGGCGAGGAAGAAAAUGGACAUUCAGGAGUCGUUCAAAAUAUCCCCACGUUUUCAGAAAACACUCAGAAUAUACGUAUUCAACACUUAUGCAAAUCAGACGCAGACUAUACCUGAGAACAAGAAUGCAGAACCUCCUUCUUGGUCACUUAAGAUAGUUGGGAGGCUAUUGGAAGAUGGAAAAGAUCCUGUAGUUGCUGGUAUGAACCCCAAGUUGAGUCCAAAAUUUUCUUCUUUUUUUAAGAAAAUAACUAUAUACUUGGACCAGAACCUUUAUCCAGAUAAUCAUGUAAUUUUGUGGGAAAGUGCUCGUUCGUCUGCUCUUCACGAGGGCUUUGAAGUGAAGCGAAAAGGGGAUAAAGAGUUCUCUGCAUUAAUUAGGCUAGAAAUGAAUUAUGCGCCAGAAAAAUAUAAACUUUCCCCAGCUCUGAAGGAAGUUCUUGGAAUUGAGGCAGAUAGCCGUAUAAGAAUCAUAGCUGCAAUUUGGCACUAUGUUAAAGCUAGAAAAUUACAGAACCCCAGUGACCCUACUUCUUUCAUGUGUGAUCCGCCUCUUCAAAAAGUGUUUGGGGAGGAGAAGAUGAAGUUUACAUCAGUUUCACAAAAGUUAGCACAACAUUUAACUCCACCACAACCCAUUCAUCUGGAACAUAAAGUUAAGCUUUCAGGAAAUUGUCCAGUUGGAACUACCUGCUAUGAUGUACUGGUUGAUGUGCCUCUUUCUCUGGAUAAGGAAAUGUCAACAUUUUUGGCAAGUACUGAGAAUAGCAAGGAAAUCCAUGCUUAUGAUGAACUGAUUUCUGCGUCUAUCAAGAAGAUUCAUGAACAUCGGAGGCGGCGAGCUUUCUUUCUUGGUUUCAGUCAGUCUCCAGCAGAGUUUGUUAACACUCUAAUUGCUUCUCAGAGCAAAGAUUUAAAGCUCGUUGCUGGAGAUGCCAGCCGAAACGCAGAAAAGGAGCAGCGUUCUGACUUUUAUAAUCAACCCUGGGUCGAUGAUGCUGUUAUUCGUUACUUGAACCGCAAAUCUGCUGGCAUUGAUGCUCCUGGAGGCACUUGAAAUAGGAUUGUUGAAUUCUCAGCAACUGAUCAUAAACUUGUAGGAUAGGAUUAUACUGAUGGUUAACAUCUUUAUUUAUUUAUUUAUUUUUUCUGUCUAUGUUCCUGAAUAUUUGAAUACUCAAUAGCUUUUUGUAGUAAAAAUUUGAAGUCCCAUCUCCUUGAUUGAACAUGUAGUAGCUGGCAAGGAGGAACAUGUAGUAGCUGGCAAGGAGGAAGAAAGUAAAAUUUGAUUAGCUGACCGACGUGACUGUAGGUUUUGCUGUAAUUGGAUGCAAUUGUAUUUGAUCGUAAUAAGAAGAGAACCUUCUAAACAA